Molecule: messenger RNA, 3212 nt
Organism: Trachymyrmex cornetzi
Lineage: Eukaryota; Metazoa; Arthropoda; Insecta; Hymenoptera; Formicidae
Gene: DNAlig4
Product: DNA ligase 4
Exons: 12
Coding region: 16-2727 (903 amino acids)
Biological process (GO): nucleotide-excision repair, DNA gap filling; DNA recombination; double-strand break repair via nonhomologous end joining
Cellular component (GO): DNA-dependent protein kinase-DNA ligase 4 complex; DNA ligase IV complex
Molecular function (GO): DNA binding; ATP binding; DNA ligase (ATP) activity
Source: RefSeq, a predicted model, not a curated record
UUCUACAGCAGAGUAAUGGCUAUUGCUUUAGAGGCUAAAAUUGAGUUUAAACAAUUAUGCGAUACAUUGGAAGACGUUGCCAAGACACAUGAUGUAAAAAAGAAAGAACAAAUUUUGCAAACGUUUAUCGAUACGUGUCGAAACGUUGGCGAUAAACUGAAAAUAGAAUAUUCUGAAUCGGAUGUGUCGUUCUAUCCUAUCUUAAGAUUGAUACUACCCUAUCUUGAACGACAGCGUGGACCGCAUAAUUUGAAGCAAGUUUCGUUGGCAAAUCUUUACGCUCACGUAUACGGUUUCGCAAAAAAUAGUGACAGUUAUAAAAAGUUGGCAAAUUAUCGAGAUUUACCCUCGUCGGGAAAAUUUGUAGGAAAUGAUUUCGCUGAUCGAGCUUACUGCGUAUUGAAUAAAAAAUUACCUCGAACCAGUACUGGAUUCACGAUCGCGCGGAUUAACGAGUUCCUUGAUAGUAUUUCCGGGAGAAACAUGAAUGUAACGAGGCAGCAAAAAGUUGAAACGUUUCGAGUACUUUUUCGACAAAUUACAGGAUUUGAGAUGAAGUGGAUGACGCGUAUCAUUCUUAAAGAUUUACGACUUGGUAUAGGAACACAAAGAAUACUGCACAUCUAUCAUCCCGACGCGAAUGAUAAAUUUCUUGUGACGAAUGAUCUGCGCGAGAUUUGUAACCAGUUGCGUAAUCCUAAGAUCAAAUUAAAAGAAUGCGGCAUACAAAUAUUUUCACAUUUUAAGCCAAUGCUCUUAGAGAGAUGCAAUAUCGAAAAUAUCGUCAAGUUAUUUUGGGACAAUGACUUGUACUAUGUUCAAACUAAAUACGACGGCGAGAGGUCGCAACUCCAUAUGAAGAAUGGAAAAUUUAAAUACUUUACACGUAGAGGAUACGACAUUACAAACAAGUAUGGAUAUGGUGAAACUGAAUCUUCGGGUUUUUUAACCGCGGUAUUUACGCGGUGUUUGAAUCCGAAUUGUUAUUCUUUUAUAUUGGAUGGAGAAUUAAUGGCUUGGCAUAAAGAGAAAAGAAUAUUUAGUACAAAAGGUAUGAAUGUCGACGUCAAAAAUUUAUCGGCGAGCAGUCGACAUCAGCCAUAUUUCGUUGCGUUUGAUGUGAUUCUGCAUAAUGACAUCUUGCUCGUUGAUACACCUUAUAAAGACAGAUUAAAACUUCUCAACGAUAUAUUCACUGAAGAGGACGGUUCUCUAACUGUAUGUCAAUCUACUUUAAUUUCAAACAGGGAAGAAUUGAUAAAGAAAUUCAAUACAUGCCUCCGUAAUAACGAGGAAGGACUUGUUAUAAAGAAAUGUGAUAUGAAAUAUAAACUAAAUAUUCGAGAUGGCAACGGUUGUUAUAAGAUUAAAGCAGAGUAUUCUGACAAUUUAGUACAAGAUAUAGACCUCAUCAUACUUGGCGGUUAUUACGGAGAGGGUAAAUAUACAGGAAUAAUUAAAAGUUUUAUGAUGGGUGUUGCCGCACCAUCGAAUAAAGAAGGAGAAAAUCCGUCCCAAUUUUUCUCCAUCGUAUCUGUAAACACUGGAAUAGGAGAUGAAACGUUACGUCAUCUUCAAACAAAACUUGCGCCAUAUUGGAUCAAGGAAUGUCCUGAAAAUAUUGUAGGUCCCAAGAGAAAUCAACCAGAUAUGUGGAUUCAUCCAGAACAUUCUAUAAUUUUAACGAUACGAGCGACUGAGAUGAUACGUAGUAAUAAAUAUCCAAUUGGAUACAGUCUACGAUUUCCUAGAGUUACGAAUGUAAGGAUGGAUAAGACCUGGUACAGUCCAUGUACUACUCUCGAACUUCUAUCGUUGGCCAAAGAUGAGGGAAUGAUUCAAAAGUUAACCAAGCGAGAAGCUACUCUGCAUGAUAUCGACCGAGUACCAGUCUCUAAAUUACAAAAGAUAACGAGUCGUAGUAAAUCAAUUGAACAUAACGUGUGUGAUAAGCGCGUAGUACCAUUCACGCGACUAUUGGAUGGGAAAGAAAUUUGCGUGAUUAAUGGUACCGAUGAAUUAUCGAAAGAGCAAAUUGAAGAAAUAUUGCAGCAACAUAGCGCAAGAGUUGUUCAGAAUCCAAUUAAUACGACUUUUUGCGUGAUAGUAGGCAAUAAUAGAACGAUACGAGGGAAAGAAGUAGUAAACAGUGGAAAAUACGAUGUUGUAACUUUGGAUUGGGUUAAACGUAUCACAAACAUUAAUCGGUCCGACUGGACCUCAUUAAUUGAUUUUUUACCAUGGGAACUAUUACGCAGCCGAAACAUUACUAGACGCCAAGUUACGGAAAAUUAUGACGAAUAUUAUGAUAGUUUUGUUGUUGAUGCAGAUGAGGGGAGUUUAAAGCGUUCAUUCGAUAAGAUUGCGAAGCCGAUUAUUUUUGAGAUUAUGGGCAAUCCGUUUACCAGUGAACAAGAAAAAAAAAUGGACAAAGAAUUGUUCGGGAGUACAUCGCCUUAUUCGUUAUUUAGAGAUAUAAUUGGAUUCUUUGAAAAUCAAUUGUGUAAUGCUAAAUUUAAAUUCCGUUUCAUGUCAGGUACAAUUAAAGACAAUUUUAAUAGUUCCGUUACGCAUGUCUUUGUAGAAGAUAACGAGACGAGCGCUAUUGUGAGAGACAUGAAAGCUUAUAAGCAAAUAUCUACAAAAAUCGUUAAAUGUAAAUGGAUCGAGGAAUGUUUUCGAAAUGGCCGAAUAUGUGAAAUUACUGAUUAUCUAAUCACCCAAUAAACGAGAAUAAAUUGAAAUGGAUAAAAAUAAAUUCAUUUCGACAUUUUCGAAUUCGCGCUUCUGAUUUUUCGAAUUCAUUUGAAUUCAUAAAUACAUCUGACAAAAAAAUCAACAUGAAAAAUAAAUCAACAUGAUGACAUAAUAAUCACAGUUUAAAAUGAUGAAAAUACGCACUUUUGUUUAAAGUUUAAAUAAAAAAAGUUAUGAUGGAAAUAUGUAAGCCCUGAAUUUAUAUCCGGCGAGUACAGUAUUGAAUAGGAACAUUCUCCCCUGUUAGAAUCAAUGAUAUUAAAAAUAAAAUAUAAAAAUACUGUUCUAUUUUUAAAGAAAGAACUAUAAAUGUUCAUGAACAAAAACGAAUUUAUGCCUUCGGAUAUCAAUUCAUUUCAAUUAAUUUCAAUCCAGCUCCAGGUUCUAAAGCGCGAAUUUGGAUAAAUUAAAAUAAAUUGCAAUUUUUAAUUCAUUUCAAUCUAUUCUCAUUUACU